Molecule: messenger RNA, 645 nt
Organism: Myiozetetes cayanensis
Lineage: Eukaryota; Metazoa; Chordata; Aves; Passeriformes; Tyrannidae
Product: T-cell surface glycoprotein CD8 alpha chain-like
Exons: 5
Coding region: 1-645 (214 amino acids)
Source: RefSeq, a predicted model, not a curated record
AUGGACGGGUCUCCUGCCCUGCUCCUCCUGCUCGCUCUGGGACUCUGCUGCCCUGGGAUCCGUGGCCGGAUGUAUCAGAUGAAGGUCAGGUUUCGUGACAGCAUCACCCAGCUCCGGGUGGGACAGCGGCUGGAACUGGAGUGUCAGACUGACGGGGAUAGAGGAGCAUUCUGGGUCCGCCAGGACAGCAGUGGGACCCUUCACUUCAUUGUCUUCAUCUCUUCUGUGUCCCGAGUCACCUUCAAGGGGAGUCAAAGACAAUCCACACGCUUCGAGGCCGGCAGAGACAACAGGUUCUAUCGGUUGGUAGUGAAGUCUUUCACACAGCAGGAUGAGGGGAUUUAUUUCUGCCUCAUGAACAUCAACCAAAUGCUGUACUUCAGCAAUGGCCAGCCUGCCUUUCUACCAGUCAGCACCACACCAGGACCCUCCACUCAGCCUCGUAUCAGUGGAAAUGACUCCUACAUCCAGACCCCGGAUCCAGAGUCCAGCACGGAGAAGGAGCUGAAGUUCUCCUGUGAUGGUGUCAUCGGGGUUCCCUCGGCAGGCGCCUGCCUCCUGCUCCUCACCGCCCUGGCCAUCACCAUCCUGCAGUGUCGAAGUAAGACUCACCACAAAACCGGAAGACAGAAGGCGCAGGUGUGA